GCCAGAACAGUCUCAAUAAGAAUUAAGUCACACAACCUUUUCCACAAAUGCACAUGUUCAUUCGGAAAUCCACACUCUGUGUUUCACAAAUAUAAUUCGGAGGAACACAAAUGCACACGCUCAUUCGGAAAUUCACACUCUUUGACACAUAAAUAUAAUGUGAAAAAAUAACUCACGCAACAUUCUCCACAAAUGCACACGCUAAUUCUGAAGUUCACACUCUGUGGUUCACAAAUAUAAUUUGUAAGAACACUUGUAAUAUAAACUCACAGAUCAUACGAAUUGCUGAAUGUGCAUUUACGAACAGCUUCUCAUUUGUGAACCUUUCUGCGUUUGUGAGUGAAAUCUGUGUGGUGCAUUCACGAACAGCUUCUCAUUUGUGAACCUUCCUGCAUUCGUGAGAGAAAUCGGUGUGCUGAAUUUUGAGACUCUCCUAACGUCGCAGGCCAACAAACGUCACCAUUGGUUAAUGAAUCUGUCAAUCAAAUAUAUGAUUCCACCAGGGCGGUUCGCUUUCAGCCAAUCAUAUGGCUCCUUAUGUUACGGAACAGAUCUGCUGUGCGCAUGCACAUUGCAGCUCACACGGCAGAGCGGGAUGGAUCGGUCACAAUCUGAAUCAUUGAGGCGUGACAUCCUUCAGAGGUUGUACGAUCAACUGUCAAGCAUCUUGGAGAGGCAACCUGUUGAUGGGGAAGGGCUACAGUUUGCUUGUCACCAUUAUUUCGUUUUAUUAAGUGCUCUAGGUGGCAUUGUUGAUGUAGGAGAGGAUAUACUUUCUGCUCUUUCAAAUCUGAAUACUAUUAUCCAGCAGGAAAGAGAUAAUCAAAAGACAUUAAUAGCGGUACACGUUGAAAGAGGUUCUCGUGGCCGCCCACGAUUGGUGGUGUCGCGAGAGGCUCUCGAACACCUUGUGGAAAUGGGUCUGCCAACAAGUGUCAUUACCAAACUCCUUGGUGUAUCCAGAGCAACUCUAUUUAGACGGAUGUCUGAAAACAAUAUAUCUGUAUCUGCCACAUACAGUAAAUGCAGUGAUGAGGAACUAGAUUCAUUUAUCACAGUAAUUAAGAGCAACAUGCCAGAUGCUGGGUACAGGGUGGUCCGAGGUGCUCUACUUGCCCAGGGACAUAGAGUACAGUGGGACCGACUGUAUGCAUCCAUGCAUCGUGUGGACAGUGCGGGUGUACUUGCUCGAAUGACACGUCUGGGAUGUGUAGUGAGAAGGACUUACACAGUUCCUUGCCCAAAGUAUAUGGUGCACAUUGACACCAAUCACAAGCUCAUCAGGUACAAUUUUAUUAUCUUUGGAGGAAUAGACGGCUAUUCAAGGAAGAUCAUGUACCUGAAGGUAGCUGACAACAACCGGGCAGACACCCACCUUGCCUUCUUCAGUGAAGCUGUGAAUGAGCAUGGCUUUCCUCUGAGGGUGAGAGGAGAUCGUGGCGGAGAGAAUGUAGGUGUUGCAGAAUUAAUGUUCUCAGUUCGUGGAACUGACACCAACAGCUUCAUUGCAGGAAAAAGUGUACACAAUCAACGGAUCGAGCGCCUGUGGCGUGAUGUCUUCAUGAGUGUUACUGGUCUAUAUUACAACAUCCUGCACUCUCUGGAAGACCAAGACUUGCUCGACAUCAGUAACAUCCUUCACCUGUUUUGUUGCCACUAUAUCUUCUUGCCUCGCAUCCAGGCCAGCCUGGAUGUCUUUAGAGAUGCGUGGGACAACCAUCCAAUCAGGACAGAGGAAAACAUGACACCAAAUCAGCUGUGGCAUCUGGGCCAGGCUCUGAAUCCUGUUUCUGAUCCAGGGGCAGAUAGUAUACCGAUACCAGAGAUUGAAUGGGAGGAGAAUGGAUACAUGACUGAACCUCAUCCUGGGAUCAAUGUCCCUGUACUGGACAGUCCUCUUUCAGAUCAUGAAAUGUUGGAACUGCAGGACAGCAUUAAUCCGUUGCAACAUUCAGACUCUUUUGGAGUGGACAUAUAUCUUCACACUGUCCAGUAUGUUGAGAACUUACUUGAGGCUAGAUGAUUACAUGUGUGAAGAAGGAAGGAGAGAGAAGAUAGGGAGUUAGGAAGAAAGAAAAUAGUUAAUGAGACAGGAAGGAAGGAAGUUAAAAAGUGAAGGAGUGGUCCCUUUUAAGGUUAAUGUACUGUAUAUUGUUAUUCAAGGGAUUUGCCGUUGUAAAUAUGAAAUGCUAAAGGAUAGACCCCAAAAUAAAUGUCUAAAUUCAUUUAUAGUUGUGUAUUCCCUUAAAGGCUUUGUCAGCCUGAUUUAUUUUAGACCAGGAAUGUAUUUGAAAAGGCUGCUGUCCACUUCAUCUAUGCUACAAUUCUUCAAAAUGUAGAUGUUCUAUCAUUGCUAGUGUUGGUUUAGUAACAUGCAUCUUCCUGUGUAUCCAGCUCUAAUAAAAACAUAUUUAAAGGUGAAGCACCUACUUAUCAGGAGAUCCAUUUCUUUUUACAUGUUAUUGUUUGAAUUUUGUCUCGUUUCAUAACUUUUGCUCAACAUUUAAGGGGAACUGUGUUACCCUGCGAUUGUACUAUACCUCUGUCCGUCUACUUAUUAAAUGGGAUAACAUGACAAGAUUCU
This is a messenger RNA of Nothobranchius furzeri (turquoise killifish), 2584 nucleotides long. The record is from RefSeq and is a predicted model, not a curated record. NCBI's taxonomy places the organism in Eukaryota, Metazoa, Chordata, Actinopteri, Cyprinodontiformes, Nothobranchiidae.